Molecule: messenger RNA, 2206 nt
Organism: Monomorium pharaonis (pharaoh ant)
Lineage: Eukaryota; Metazoa; Arthropoda; Insecta; Hymenoptera; Formicidae
Gene: Bulli
Product: regulator of MON1-CCZ1 complex
Exons: 11
Coding region: 1-2022 (673 amino acids)
Biological process (GO): regulation of autophagy
Cellular component (GO): Mon1-Ccz1 complex; lysosomal membrane; late endosome membrane
Source: RefSeq, a predicted model, not a curated record
AUGCCAGACAUGGAAGCUGACGAUCGGGGGAAGAGCGAUGAUUAUUACUUGGAGCUGUCUCCUGAUCCUAUCAGGUUCGAAUCAGUCAGCUGCCUCACGAAUGUGUUUUUCGAUGAUUCGAAGCAGCAAGUAUUUGCGAUUCGCUCAGGAGGCGUUACAGGAGUGCUCGUUAAGGGCCCGAAUCAGAAUCUAAACUUUCGAAUGGAGGACAAAGGCCCAGUGAUAUCCAUCAAGUUCUCUCCUGACAUGAAUGUACUUGCGAUCCAGCGUACUAACUCGUCGGUGGAGUUUGUUAAUUACUCCUCGGUUUCUGGUUUGGAUCACGUUGAAUACUCUCAAUCGUGCAAAGGAAAGAAUGCCACGAUCCUGGGCUUUGUGUGGACUCACGGCACUGAGAUACUUGUAGUCACGGAUCACGGAGUAGAAUUGUUUCAAGUUAAUCCAGAGAAACGUAAUGUUAGAGCAUUAAAAAAUUUAAGUUUAGGUGUAAAUUGGUUUGUAUUCUGUCCCAAAAGUUACCUGGUAGUAUUGUCAUCUGGCACAGUUGGUAAUCAAAUACAAGCGUUGCAUAUUACACCUGGUAAUCUUCACAAGUUGACCAAAUUUGAAAUUGAACAUGGCGUAACAAAACCAGGGAAAUUGGCCGUUUCUGAAAGGGACGUAGCAUUGGCUGUGUUGUAUGGAACUCCUUCUAUUAUUUUGUUGCGGCAUCAACCAGGAGCCAACCGCUCAAUGGGCACGGCAUUUGUAUAUGUCUACACUGUACACAAAAUGAUGACCAUUAAGAAGAGUCAUAUGUUGAAACUGGACGUUGGUGGCAGAUUUGCUAUAAAUGUUGUUGAUAAUCUUAUUAUGGUCCAUCAUCAAGCUUCAAAGACGUCAAUGAUAUUUGACAUCAUGCUGUCUGGUGUGAGUGAUGGAACAGUAAUGCAUCAUACAAGUAUAACUACAGCGAAACCGAUUAAGCCGUUCAAUCUUAAAGUACCAGGUGCAACAUUAUCUGAUCAGAUGUAUCAACCGUGCCAAUUAUAUUCUCCUAAUUGGGUCGUUUUUCAGCCAAAUAUAAUAAUUGAUGUAAAAUUGGGUUGUUUGUGGUAUAUCGAGCUUAGAUUGGAAGCUUUGGUGAAAUUAAUCACGGAUAAAGUACUUUUGGUAGAAUUUUUAAUACAACGGUCAAACGCUAAACAGAUAUUAAUACAAGUCUUGCAGAGUUUUAUGACUCAGUUACCUGUAAGUUUAAUGGAAAUGCCGACCAUAUUCGAUAAACUUAACUCUGUGUAUAGAAAUUAUUUAGAAAAUGAAAUACAAAACCAGAUGGGAACACCUCUGCAGAAUAAUGUUAAAAAUGUAACAACAGUGGCUGAAAAUUUUAAAUAUAAACUAUUGCUCGAUCAGAGCGACAUGUAUAGUCAUAUAUUAUCUAAAUUUCCUGAAAAUACAAUAGAACCAAAAAUGAUAAUAUGGGUCCUACUCGAAUAUAUUAGAUCGUUAGCUGAACACGGAAUACCGGUGCAACAUUACUUGCACGAAUUGGUUAUCACAACGUUGGUACAUCGAAAAGCUUACUAUCAGCUCCAUCAGUUAUUACAAUAUCACGUCGUUGCAGAUUCAAAGCCUUUAGCUUGUUUGCUGCUGUCUCUGGAAAAUUUAUAUCCGGCGGCGCAUCAAUUGGCCUUGGACAUGUUGAAACGACUGGGAAAUGCACAUGAGGAAAUAAUCGAAGUGCUUUUAUCUAAAGGACACAUCUUGGCUGCCUUACGAUAUGUUCGGUCGGUCGGAAUGGCAGAUCAAGUGUCUGCAAGAAAAUUCUUGGAAGCAGCGAAAGCUACCGACGAUGCAACGCUCUUUCAUUCGGUCUUUAAAUUCUUCGAGCAGCGUAACUUGAGGCUACACAAUACUAUGGCUUUCACAAAGGGGGAACAUUGCCAGCCAUAUGUACAGCAUUUCAAAUAUCUAUUCCAAGGAACGGACAAUGAGUGCAAUUCGGACACGAACUCAAAUGUUACCACUAUCUCUUCGUAGAAAUCCUAUAUUAGUGUUCACAAGAAAAUAAUCCAUUUUAUUUUUAUUUAAUGUAGCUAAUAGAGAAUUUACGUAUCAUAGCUGCUUUGUAACUUGUAAAUUCUUAUAGUGUUGUACAAAUAUAUAUUGUUAUGGAUUAUUUAUUAUGAGAAAGAGAAUAAAAAAUUAAGAAGAAUUUGUAAGU